Molecule: messenger RNA, 1380 nt
Organism: Sporisorium graminicola
Lineage: Eukaryota; Fungi; Basidiomycota; Ustilaginomycetes; Ustilaginales; Ustilaginaceae
Exons: 1
Coding region: 1-1380 (459 amino acids)
Molecular function (GO): acid phosphatase activity
Source: RefSeq, a predicted model, not a curated record
AUGUUCACCGCAGCAGCAGCUCCUCUGCUGCUUUUGCUUCAAUUCGUCACACUCUCGUUGACCUCGGCGAUCCCAACCAUCUCCACCCGCGACAGCCACGAAUUCAUCCUCGAGCAACACCUCGGUAACCUCGCGCCUUACUUUGACGCCCCCAUCCCUGACCAUCUCUCUCUCGGCGUUCCCUCCGGCUGCCACGUCGACCAAGUCUCGCUCGUGCAUCGACACGGUUCCCGAGGGCCGAUCUCAGCCGAAAUCGGCACCAUCCAGAACCUCUCGUAUUACCUCAACAACCACACUGCACUGCUCACUUCCCCGGUCACUACUCCCCCUGCCAAGUUCGCCUUCUUGGCGCAGAACGGGGGCGGUUGGAACACCAACAACUUGAAGCAGGAUGCUCUGACCGCCGUGGGCAGGAGGCAGCUGUUCGAUCAUGGGGUGCGCAUGAAGUUGGACUAUCCCAAGCACAACACGACGCUCUUCUUGGCAGGUGAGCAGGACCGUGUCGUGGAGAGUGCUCAGUGGUUUGUUGCGGGCUACUUAGGCAGGGACUUUAACACUACGGGCAAGCUCAAUGUCAUCAGCGAGAGUGAGGGCGUCAAGAGCUACAUUACUCCCAUGGAGACGUGCCACAACUGGACCUACUCUUCCGGUGGCAAACUCGUCGCUGAGUGGGGGAAAGUCUACCUUCCACCCAUCGCCAAGCAGCUCAACGACGAGGUGAAAAGUGUAUGGCCAGGACUCAACUUUACCGCCGACAACGUCCACGGCAUGCUCUGGGCAUGCGCCUACGAGCUGGCCGCGCUCGGCUCUGUGAGCAAGAGCAACUGGUGCGGCGUCUUCUCGCCCACCCAUAUCAAGCACUUCGAAUACGAGCUCGAUCUGGUCAUGCGCGGAGCCUUCGGCUACAACCUGCCCACCAACUCCGGCCAGGUCAUGGGUUCUCUGUUUAUCUCCAACCUCACCCAGCGCCUCACUCAACCCGAACUGUUCAAGGAGCCAAACGGACAACAACGAAGCCUCUUCUUCGACUUUGCGCACGACACCACCGUGGAUCUCAUCCUCACCACUCUGGGUUUGGCCUACGACGAGUCCUACCCCGUCCGCGGCCCCGUCAACCCGGCUAGGCGCUGGAGGACGUCGUACCAGGUGCCCUUCGCCGCUCAGAUGGAGUGGAGGAAGGUGACCUGUCCCGGCUCAGCGAGGAAGGACAUGAUCCAGCUCCACAUGAACAAGGCUCCGUUUGAUUUGAAGCCCGUGUGCAAGACCGACAAGUUUGGAGGGUGCGACUUGCAGGAGUUCCUGGAUUCGGACCGGGUCAAGAAGGCCAAUGCGGUACAAGUGGGCGAUGCUGUUUGGAAUGCGGCUUGUGGGCAGGCUUAG